AUGGCUACCACCCUGCCCCGCCCCUCACGGCCGUCAAACGGGCCGCCAAACAUGGCUCUGCCGGCCUUGCCAGUCUCGAAAUCCAGAAGAACAACAGGAGGCGCGCUCACAGCUCCUCCAUCACCAUCCGCAAGCCCAGCUCCAAGUAUUCCUCGGCCAUCUGGCACUGCCACCAACCCCACAACGCCUCGCAGCGGCCUUCGCGCCCCAUCUAUGAACCUGAAUCCGCCAACGCCAGCUGCGAUACCUUCGAUACCCCAGCUCAAGGGCCUUCCCACGCCUGUGAACGGCGCCGGGAAGACUUUGAGGAAGAGUGUUAGCAUCAACUCUUUCCCUCACCCUCCUCGUGGAGAACAACGAUCGAGCAGUCUUCCACCCAGCUCGCUCGUCCACGAAAAAACACCUCGCACCGCUCGCAAAUCGAAACUACCCAAGGAAUUGGCAUCACAGAGCCCCUACGCGCCCACCACACCUAGUCUGCUUAAUGGUAGCGGCGAGGGCAAAUCCAUUCGCAUGUCCGACGGCCUCAUUAGCAUUGGAUCCCCAACCCAGAGCCGAAGCUCCUCUGCCCAGGAUUCAUAUUCAACUUCCGCUACUACCUACGACGAACCGAUGGAAACCCAAAACCCAAACUCGGAGGCGAGUGCGUCUGCCCUCAGCUCAGCAAUUUCAGACAAGCGAUCGUCCAAAUCUGAGGGCAAGGGCAAUGUUGUUGUCAGUGUCCGUGUCCGUCCUGACACGUCUGGAAAGGAGCAGAAUCCUGAGGGUGAAUGGAUGGUGGACGGGCGCAAAUCACUGAUUUCAUAUAAAGGAAAGGAAGGAGGAGACCAUACUUAUGACAACGUGUUCACUACACAUGAUAAUAACUCCCGAGUAUACGACCACAUCGCCAAACGUCUCGUACGUCGCGUCAUGGAGGGCUAUCACGGAACUGUAUUUGCCUACGGCAUGACCGGAACAGGCAAAACAUUUUCCAUGCAGGGUACCGCUACUCAGCCUGGUGUUAUUCCCUUGGCCAUUACGGAUAUUUUCUCUUAUAUUCGUGAAACUCCGUCGCGGGAAUUCCUCCUGCGCGUGAGCUACUUGGAAAUUUACAACGAGAGAAUCCACGACUUGCUGAGCAUGCCAGCCAGUGGUGGCGAACAAGAAGAGAUCAAGCUUCGAGAAGACAGCAAGCGCGGCGUGUAUGCUACGCCAUUGAAGGAAGAGAUUGUGCAGAGCCCUACGCAGUUGCUGAGAGUUAUUGCUCGAGGUGACCAGGCGCGCCGAACAGCAAGUACGCAAUUUAACGCCCGUAGCUCGCGAAGUCACGCCGUCGUGCAAAUUGUCGUUGAAAGCCGUCAGCGCUUGCCAGGUGCUGCUCCCGAGGGCAACAAGCGCUCUGGGAUCCCGCCUGGUGGCGUCCGUGUAUCGACGCUGAGUCUGAUUGAUCUUGCUGGCUCAGAAAAGGCUGCCGAGUCCAAGGAGCGCAGGCAGGAGGGUGCCCACAUCAACAAGAGCCUUCUUACUCUGGGAACCGUUAUUGCCAAGCUUUCAGAGUGGAAGGACAAGGAGGGCAAAGGCAUUGACAAAGAGGGAAAGCAUCUGCCCUACCGUGACUCCAAACUGACAAGAUUGCUCCAAGGCGCACUUGCUGGUAACUCGUUAGUCAGUAUUCUGUGCACCAUUCAGAUUGGAGCAGCCAACAGUGCGGCCGCUGCCAACAGCCACACAACGGAAACUCUCAACACGCUCAAGUUUGCGAGCAGAGCAAAGAACAGCAUUGUCAGUCACGCCAAGAAGGCCGAGGAGGCUCUGGGCUCCGGCGGUGAAGGUGGCGCCAGAGUGUUGCUUGAACGUUAUCGCAUGGAGAUUGUGGAACUUCGACAGCAGCUGGCGGCCCAGUCCAAGAACAAGAAGAACUCCAAGGACGAGGCUGAGAUCGAAAGAGACAGGGAUGAGGAGCAAGAGAGAGCACUGGAGCUCGAAGCUGCCGAGCGACGCGAAGAGCAGAUGUUGGAGAUGCAGCUCGCGCGCACCGCCCUCAAAGAACGUAUCGACCACCUUAACCGUCUCAUUCUGAGCUCAAAAUCGAUUGGGGUGAAUUCGAGUGGCUCGCUCAGCUCGCUCAGCCAAUAUGCCAGGUUCUCCCAACUUUCGCUGACAGGAUCUGUUCGAUCAUCCAUGACGACGCCCAGCGGACGCGACUCUUUUGGGGCCCGGGAUUCUUUCACAGCCCGGGACUCACUCGGUGGGCGCGACUCUCUACUAGAUAGAACAAUGUCGGUUACUUCAUCGUCAACAAUCGGUAGACGCUCGACUGGCGGGCAAAGACUGAGUGGUGAUGGCGAAGGAGUACCCGGGACGGAGGAAGAUGGCAUGGGCGAGUUUGGAGAUGGAAAUGCGUCGCUUACGGCUCAAAACCAUGCACUUCAGGCGGAUUUGGCGGACAAGAACCGGUACAUUGCGACUCUGGAGAAGCGGCUGCUCCAAGCUCGUCGUGCGAGCUCGUCAAGAACCUCGGUGGGCCUGUCCGCACCGAACAAGGCCAUCAUGGUUGGAGAGGAUCACAGUGUAUCCGCAGUCCUCCGAGAGAAGGAUGCCGAAAUCGCCGAUCUUCGAGCCAGGCUGGACGACAAGGACCGCAUGUUGGCAGCUCUGCGCAGCGCUGCACGCUCGCGCGACACGGCUGACGCAUCGGCCGAUGUGCGAUUCUCUAACCCCGAGGUUGAGAAGGCCAUGACGGAGCAAACGCCGAACAAGGGUCAGGGACGACGAACGAAGAGCGUGGAUGAGAUGAACAAGAUGCUGGAGGAGAUGAUUCAAGACCGGGUGGAGAGCGGCCAGAUCGUUAGAGGCGUGCGAGGCAGCGUGAGACUGCCACCCGCGGCGAAGCUAGACGUCAUGGGAGAGGAGGAAAAACAGCUGGAACCUCUCUGCCAGACGACGUCUCCCGCAGUACCAAGUGUAUGGACGGGUCAAAGUGUUGGCGAGGCCAUGUGA
This is a messenger RNA of Cordyceps fumosorosea ARSEF 2679, 2982 nucleotides long. Its product is annotated as Kinesin, motor domain protein. Gene Ontology annotation, molecular function: microtubule motor activity; ATP binding; microtubule binding. NCBI's taxonomy places the organism in Eukaryota, Fungi, Ascomycota, Sordariomycetes, Hypocreales, Cordycipitaceae. The transcript has 2 exons. Gene Ontology annotation, biological process: microtubule-based movement. The record is from RefSeq and is a predicted model, not a curated record. Bases 1 to 2982 code for a protein of 993 amino acids.